Molecule: messenger RNA, 1830 nt
Organism: Dibothriocephalus latus
Lineage: Eukaryota; Metazoa; Platyhelminthes; Cestoda; Diphyllobothriidea; Diphyllobothriidae
Source: the annotation of a GenBank genome assembly
AUGGGUCAACCUUCGCCGGAUUCUGCCUUCUUCGAGUACGAGCCUAGCCUCACUAGUCUACCCAACUCGAGCCUGGGUCUGGCAGUAUCGUUAGCUUCCGAUGUCUUUGACUGCUACAAGUCCGUACUGCCCAAAUACUCUGUCUCCAACUCCAAAUGCUCGUCAGCUUCAACUUCGUGGUGCAAUCAUCAGGAGACCUCAAUGGACAGUAAUUCCAACGGUCGACUGGAACGUUACCUAUGCUCACGGAACCCCUGCCCCUGCUCGCAGAAAAGCAGCUAUGAUAGCACCCCUACGUCUGCGCCCACACAGACUUCUUGGCUCAAUCAUAAUAUUGCGCACCGAGAAAGAAAUAUCUUUGAGGAAAGUUUUGGUCCUUCCAAUUCAAGCCUUAUCUGUACGUGCCACGAAAAUGCACAUCAACAGCCAGUGAGCCUGAAUUCACGCAAGAGCAUGGACAUGGCUUACGCGCACUCCGAUAAUGACCGAACCAACGCUCCUUAUUCCUGCAUGGCACGCAGUGUCCCGAUGCGCCGCUCCCUGGGCGCUGAACAGUCCACCAGAUGCUGGGGUCGGUGCGGUUUUGAUGAGCAUACCUGCGGUAGCAUAUAUGAAGGCAGCGCAUCUGCAGUUGGGGGAUCUAAUUUCAACUUUUAUGAUCAAAUUGACACCCAGAAACCAGACAGUGAGAUAAAAAGCGGAGGACCUGAGGACUUCUCAACUCAGGAAAGUGAUAUUUGCCAGUCGGAAAGACGGCCUAGUCAAGCCAUACAUCAAAAUACAGACCCGACUACCUCUGAAGAUCAACUCGGUGAGGUGGACGAAAUGCAGGCCUACUUGGGCAUCCCCACUGGACCCCAAGACACAGUUGAGGCACAUACAAGUGGGACAUCCUAUUGCGGACCAUCUGCAAUUUACCCCGACAGCUCAUCUCAUCCAGGUGAGUAUAACUCACCUGCACUUGACAUUGCACCGCUAGAUGGGUGUACUUGCAAAACGACUGAUCUCGUUCCAUGUCCCAAUUUCUCAAAAUUUUCAACCGUAUCCCGACAUUCUAGUUCAUUUGACGAUGACUUCCAAUCUCGAAAUGCCGAUAUCGCUGGCUAUCAGGAUAUAAGUCAACAACUUUCCUCAACAAGGUUGAGCUCAGAGUCGGGUGAGGGAAUUAAACCCGGGGAGAUGCAAGCACGUCGCACCAAGUCUAUGAUAAGGCCGGGUCCCCGCUCCAAGGAGGAUGAUAUCAGCGCGAUUGCACAGGAGGUUAUGGCCUGUUACAACACUCCUCAAUACAACUGCUCCGCAACGAGGGCGCGUUCUAACCGCCUGGCUAUUAUUGAACAAGAUACUACUAAGCCAGAUCAAGACCCCGUUACGGACUGUGAGCAACGACAAAACUUCGAAGGUUCGGAGGUUCAUCCACAGUCAGUCAGCACCUCCCUGCCUAACACCUACAUGUGGUCCUCCCCCGAAUCCAAUGCCUCACCCAUUAAUAGCCCCACCGGGACAAAAGAUGGCGCAGCCAAGCUAGUACUCAGCAAGAACUUGCCUCCCGUCUGUACGCACAAGUGCACUUUUGAGGGAUGUAACAAAAGCUAUUCAAAGAGCUCCCAUCUGAAGGCGCAUUAUCGUAAACAUACUGGGGAGAAACCGUAUGUCUGCAAUUGGCGUGAAUGCUCCUGGCGUUUUGCGCGUUCCGAUGAGCUUACUCGACAUAAGCGCAAGCACACCGGACAACGACCCUACACCUGCGACCAAUGUCACAAGAGCUUCACGCGCAGCGACCAUCUCUCACUCCACCGAAAGAAACAUGCCGCUAAGCAAGGUGAAUAG